UUACGACAUUUUUUUGAUCUGAAGCAACAACUGGAGCUCGCUUGCUGUGAAGGCCGUUUGGCUGGAUUUCGCCCAAAUCCGGCCUUAAAUCUGGCUAAAUCCGCAUACCAAACAUCCCCUUAGGUGAUGGAGAGAGCAUCGGAUCUCCUACCAAAUCGUGGUGGGAACCAAUAGCUUCCUCCGCUCACUGGCGGGAGCAGAAGGUCUAAUCGAGGGUUUGGUGCAUCGGAGGCUUAGAUGAGCGUUGCGAUCGAGAGGGAAGAAUGGAUGCUGAGCCCCCUCAUCUAUGGCUUCCUUCUAGCCUGUUGUUUCUUGUCCGUGUUUCUCCAUCCCUACUUCUCGCGAAGCGGCGGAGCCGCGAGGACGACGACUACUGCCUCCUCGCUCUUCGAUGUCGGCCCCACGGCGCCGUUUCUACGUUUCCAGAGGAGCUUCUUGCUUCUCUACUCUCUUGCGUCGGUGAUGGAGGGGCUUGAAUCUGUUGUCGGGGAGUAUGAGUUUGCGUACCAUGGGAUGAGUAGGGAUCAGAUGGUUUUGGUUGCAUCUGCAGGAGUAGCUGUUUCACUCGUUUUUGGCACUUUUUUAGGCUUUCUUUCUGAUAUAAUAGGCCCAAGAAAAUUUUGCAUCUUAUUUUGCUUCUUCCAUCUUCUGGUGGGCGUCUUAAAGAGUGUGACGUGGCAGCAAAGUAUGUUAAUGUCAACUCUAUUCAUGGGAAUUGCUUCUACUGUUUAUUCAUUUUGUUUUGAGACAUGGAUGGUAGCUGAACAUGAAAAGCAAGGUCAUAGAAGAGAUCUGCUGAGUGAUACCUUCUGGUUGAUGACCUUAUUUGAAUCUUCAUCUCUCCUCGGUAGUCAAGCGCUUGCAAACCUUUUAACCAAGGAUCUCAAAAAAGGAUUUCUUUUGGCAUCUGCACCCGCAGCCCUUUUGGCCAUCAUUAGCAUCAUUUGUAUAAGGAAAGAAUGGGAUGGAAAUAACCAAAAAGCUACUGUUGAAAGUUAUCAGAAAUCAUUUGCAGGGCACAUUAUUGCAGAUAAAAGCAUAUGGAUGCUUGGAUGGGCUCAAGCAAGUGUCCAUUUUUCCUUAUCUGUCUUUUGGAUUCUUUGGGCACCAACCAUAGUGGAAGAUGGGAGGGAAGUGCAGUUAUCGCACAUAUAUCCUUGUUUUCUUGGUUCAAGGAUGCUUGGAAGCACGGCCUUUCCAUGGUUUUCUGGUACUUCAGCUUUGCAUAAUGAAGAUCACAAUCAUUUAAUAGCUGCAUUUGUUAUUGCGGGACUGGUUUUGUCAAUCAUUGCUUAUGAUUAUCAGGAUAUUGGAGUUCUGGUUGUCUUGUUCUGCAUCUUUCAUGCUUGCAUUGGCUUGAUUUCACCUUCUCUAGCUAAGUUGAGAACAAUGUAUGUUCCCGACGAGCUGCGCGGAGGCAUGAUCAGUGCAUCUCUAGUACCGGCAAAUGCAGCAUUUUUAUUUGUGCUGAUUAUUGGGGGUUAUUAUCGGAGACUCGACAAUGCUGCUAUCAUGGCCCUGGCUGCAGUUGGCUUAUUGAGUGCUGCGGGUUGUCUCCAUGUAUUGAGAUGGUGGAGAAAGCAUCUUCGUCAAAACUGGCAUGAACUAUAGGGAUGGUUAUUCUCAUUGCUCAUAUCUGAGGUGCCAAUAAGUGAGCAAUCCUCUUUUUACCCCUUUUGGUUAUCUCCUCUACGCUAUCUUGCAGUUGUUAAUAGGCCCAUUUGUAUAAAUAUAGUAUGAUUUUGGAGUUCCAUUGGCAUAUUUGCUAUUUUAUGUUUUAAUGACUGAAAGCUAUAACUACUGUGAUGCGGACAUCGGCACGAAGAUUUGGCGCAUCUAUCAAAGGAGGCGUCGUAAAUCGACGGCUCUAAUUUAAAUUGUCA
Dendrobium catenatum is the source of this 1883-nucleotide messenger RNA. RefSeq lists its product as uncharacterized. Gene Ontology annotation, biological process: molybdate ion transport. Gene Ontology annotation, cellular component: membrane. The coding region runs from base 238 to 1611 and encodes 457 amino acids. The transcript has 10 exons. NCBI's taxonomy places the organism in Eukaryota, Viridiplantae, Streptophyta, Magnoliopsida, Asparagales, Orchidaceae. Gene Ontology annotation, molecular function: molybdate ion transmembrane transporter activity. The record is from RefSeq and is a predicted model, not a curated record.